Molecule: messenger RNA, 1602 nt
Organism: Penicillium malachiteum
Lineage: Eukaryota; Fungi; Ascomycota; Eurotiomycetes; Eurotiales; Aspergillaceae
Product: copper fist DNA-binding domain-containing protein
Exons: 3
Coding region: 1-1602 (533 amino acids)
Biological process (GO): intracellular iron ion homeostasis; positive regulation of transcription by RNA polymerase II; intracellular copper ion homeostasis
Cellular component (GO): nucleus
Molecular function (GO): copper ion binding; RNA polymerase II cis-regulatory region sequence-specific DNA binding; DNA-binding transcription factor activity, RNA polymerase II-specific
Source: RefSeq, a predicted model, not a curated record
AUGCCUCUCGACGAAGAGGGUGCCAAAUGGUCUUGUGAGCCAUGCAUUCGUGGUCACCGCUCGUCAAAAUGUCAACAUUUCGACCGAUUGAUGAUGAAAGUUCCGAAGGCUGGGCGACCCUUGGCCAAAUGUCCUCAUCCCAAAGGCACUUGCAGUUGCCAGAAGACCUAUGCAUUCAUGGUCCGGAUUCCAAAAGGUUCGACUUGUCUAUGCCGACCUCUCUACAAAGUACCCGCGAGUCCCAGCGAUUCAGAUCAACCUACCCCAACCCCCAUGCUUCCAGUCGCAUCGCCCGCGCUGGGCAAAAUCCAAAAAUCAGGAAGAAGACAAAGCCAUAUUCAUGCGGCACCCGAAAACAUUGUCAAGGCUCUAGAAGCUAUGCCCGAGCAUGUCAAACAAGAGGACGGGACAUCUCCUUUUAUGACAGGCCUGCCUCCUCAUCAACCCGUUCUAAACGGCAAUCAUUCGCCUCACCGGAAGUCUUCCUAUGCAUCUGCACCUGCACAUGCACAGGAAAGCAACGGAAUGCCACAGUCAGGUAAUGCUGCGAGUUGCUGUUCUUCAAAACCACCUAUACCCACAGCUCCUAGUGGUGGGUCUUGUUGUGGUAAAAAGUCCAGUGUGUCAGCGGUAUCUAGUCAUAUGGAGACACAGCAGCCGAGGACCAAGCAGCCUACUACAUGGAACGAUAUGUCAUACAUGAAUGUUUCGUUGCCCCAGAACUCAUGGCAAAAUUCAAGUCCUUCUACACAAGCAUCGUACAUGCCAUCUUUCGGGAUACAGGAACACCAGUCUUCACCCUAUUUCCAUAAUAUGGACAACUACUCGGCGAAUGCAUCUUCUGCCCAGUAUUCAAAUUUGAUGAAUGGACUUGGGAUAUCUCAAGCUCCCAUGGCUUCAUUUCCCAGUGCUGCUCACAACGGCUAUGCUCAUGCAACAACACCUGUCGGUGACCCUUGCCAUGAUUGUAAAUGUGGCGAUGAAUGCCAGUGCUUAGGCUGCGCAGCCCAUCCAUUCAACAAUACCACUCGACAGCACGUUCAGGAAAUGGGUGUUAUGAUGACCUUCGAUGACGAUGAACGCAGCCCUGACGGCUUUGCAAAAUCCUACCAACCCCAUUCUUACCCCAGUACCACUGCUCCGACUCCCUUGAACUUCUUUAUGCAGCAGACACCUUCUAUGGACAGUGCUAUGCACCACAAUUCCUUCGACCCAUACUCCAAUCCCAAUUCAGCCAUGCCGAGUGGCUACUCCUCCCCUCUACCGGCAGGCCAUCAACUGAACCAGCAGUUGAUGCAUCCCUCAGAGUACUAUACUCUGGAGUAUCCCGUUGGAAUACCGUCAGCGUGCUCCGACGUCACAGGCAGCUGCCAAUGCGGUAACGAUUGUAGUUGUGUCGGCUGUCUCACACAUAGCGGACACAACGGCGUGCCUCUGGAAGCACCUCUACCCGAACAAUCCGUCCUCAAUGGCGCCAAUCACCAAGUCCUUCAUGGAAAUCAUCUUACUUCAACUGAUGCUCAAUCUUCUCGCAUUCCUACAUUUGAGAACAUGUCAGUAUCAUGUUGUAGCCCGCGAAAGUUCGAGACAUCUAUGAUUUGA